CGCGCCCCACAGCCUUCCCUUGUCACACAGCACUCCUCGCCACCACCAACCAGCAGCACUGCGUCUGCAGGACACUCGAGCUAGCUAGCUUGCUUCUGUCGGCGGCGGUGUAUUGGCCGGAGACGAUGAUGAUGAGGUCGGCGGUUGUGGCGGUGGCCGUGGUGCUGGCGGUGGCGCUGGCGGCGGAGGCGAGCGAGCUGAAGGUUGGGUACUACGACAAGAGCUGCCCCGGCGUGGAGAACGUGGUGAAGUGGCACGUCGCCAAGGCCCUCAAGGCCAACCGCAAGACCGGCGCCGCCCUCGUCCGCCUCAUCUUCCACGACUGCUUCGUCAGGGGGUGCGACGCGUCGGUGCUGCUGGAUCCAACCCCAGAGAACCCGGCGCCGGAGAAGACGGCGCCAGUAAACAUCGGCCUCGCCGCCUUCGAGCUCCUGGACGAGAUCAAGUCGGCGGUGGAGGACCGCUGCCCGGGCACGGUCUCCUGCGCCGACAUCCUCAUCUACGCCGCCCGCGACGCGGGCAGCCUCAUGAGCAACGGGCACGUCUACUUCGACGCCCCCGCCGGCCGCCUCGACGGCAUGCACUCGCACGCGGCGGACGCGCAGCACGACCUUCCGGACUCCACCUUCAACAUCGGCGAGCUCAUCCAGAAUUUCAAGCGCAAGAACUUCACGAUCGAGGAGAUGGUGAUCCUCUCCGGCGCGCACGCCAUCGGCGUGGGCCACUGCUCGUCGCUCCGCGCCCGGCUCACGGCGCCCAAGGAGCAGAUCCUGCCGGCGUACCGCGGCCUCCUCGCCGGUAAGUGCGGCGCGGGCCCCGACCCCAUCGUGACGAACAACAUCAGGGACGAGGACCCCAAGGCGAUCGCGGCCACGGUCCCGAGCUUCCUCCCGAAGCUGAGGAAGUUUGAGUUCCUGGACAACAGCUACUACCACAACAACCUGGCCAGGAUCGUCACCUUCAACUCCGACUGGCAGCUGCUCACCGAGAAGGAGGCGAGAGGCCACGUGCACGAGUACGCCGACAACGGCACCCUCUGGGACGAGGACUUCUCAGACUCGCUCCUCAAGCUCAGCAAGCUGCCAUUGUUGCCGCACGGCAGCAAGGGAGAGAUCAGGAAGAAGUGCCGCUACGUCAACCACUACUAGCUCUCGGCCAAAUAAUCGAUCUCCGAGGUUUUUUUUCAUCAUGGGAUAAAACUGUAUCGAUCCGUCACACGUUUGAUUAUUCGUUUGUUGUUAUGUUUCUUUUUUUCCUUUUUCUUUCUUCCAUCUGCGUGAUUUAUUUGAUUUGUGGACACGGUGUUGAUUCAUGCGUUGGCAUGUAAAGUGUGUAGGGCUUCUUCAUCAUGUGUAUGCAUGCCUUUCCAUUGGCUUGGUCCAAUGAUUCAUGUAAUAAGGAGAAAAGAAAUGAAGAAAUUAAAAUA
Messenger RNA from Lolium perenne, 1426 nucleotides. Its product is annotated as peroxidase 2. Lineage: Eukaryota; Viridiplantae; Streptophyta; Magnoliopsida; Poales; Poaceae. Gene Ontology annotation, molecular function: peroxidase activity; heme binding. Gene Ontology annotation, biological process: response to oxidative stress; hydrogen peroxide catabolic process. The record is from RefSeq and is a predicted model, not a curated record.